AUGCUGCCAUUACUUAUAUUCUUCUUCUUCUUCCCCUCCUCCUCAGUUGAUUCUUAUACCUAUUCAAAUGGUACAACUCCUCAGGAUGCAGCUUCACUACCGUUUCCAGCAAUGUACGUUUUGGGAGAUUCACUGGUUGACAGCGGAAACAACAACUUUUUACCGACUCUGGCCAAAGCUAAUUUCUUUCCUUAUGGCUCUGAUUUCCCGAGAGGGCCAACCGGAAGAUUCACCAAUGGCAGAACCGUUGUAGACUUCAUUGCUGAAUUUCUGGGUUUACCAUAUGUGCCACCAUACGCGAGUUUAAUGCGAGAAGCUUCAAUGGGUGGAAAUCAGGCAUCUGGGUUGAAUUAUGCAUCAGCUUCUUGCGGCAUUCUCACUGACACUGGAAAGAAUCUUGGUGGAUGCAUGGCUUUGGCAGAGCAAAUUAACUUGCUUCUGCUAACAAUUAAUGUCGAAUUGCCUAGAUACUUCCCCACAAAAGCAGAUAUCUCAAAUCACUUGUCCAAAUCGCUGUUUGUCAUCUCUGUCGGCAGCAAUGAUUAUCUCGUUAACUAUCUCCGACCAUUUUCCCCUACACGCGCUCUCUACCCGCCUCGAGUUUUCGCCCGCCUCCUCGUCAUCUCGCUCUGCCAACAGAUUCAGAGAUUGUACCAAAUGGGAGCUAGGAAAUUGCUAUUGUUUGAAAUUGGACCAAUUGGGUGCAUUCCAUCAAUUAGAAAGUACUCCUACCUCCUAAACAACAAAGGAUUCUGUGUGGAAGAAGUUAAUCGUUUUGCCGCCAUUUAUAACUACCAAUUACACAACAUGAUUCAAUAUUUGAGGCUGUCUUUGCCGGACGCCACGUUGAUUGUUGGUCGCGUUUUCAAUGCUGCCUAUGAUGCUAUACUAAAUCCCUCAUCUUACGGUUUUAGCGACGCGAGCGAGGCUUGUUGCAUGACAUGGGCGAAUGGGACGUCAGCAUGCAUUCCAGGAUUCCCACCCUGUGGCGACCCGUUCCAGCAUUAUUUCUGGGAUGGUUUUCAUCUGACUGAAGCUGUAUAUAGGCUCGUUGCAGAAGAUUGUAUCAAUGGUUCUUCCAUUUGCAAUCCCAAUAUCAGUGAGCUCGUUGAUAGUCUUCAGUAA
Oldenlandia corymbosa var. corymbosa is the source of this 1125-nucleotide messenger RNA. Lineage: Eukaryota; Viridiplantae; Streptophyta; Magnoliopsida; Gentianales; Rubiaceae. The record is from the annotation of a GenBank genome assembly.